Rhincodon typus (whale shark) is the source of this 4154-nucleotide messenger RNA. It is a transcript of the gene rcn1, whose product is annotated as reticulocalbin 1, EF-hand calcium binding domain. The record is from RefSeq and is a predicted model, not a curated record. Lineage: Eukaryota; Metazoa; Chordata; Chondrichthyes; Orectolobiformes; Rhincodontidae. Gene Ontology annotation, molecular function: calcium ion binding. Gene Ontology annotation, cellular component: endoplasmic reticulum. The transcript is spliced from 7 exons. Bases 90 to 1172 code for a protein of 360 amino acids.
CAGUCCCACAUCAAAGGCAGAUACAUGAAGCGGAGCAGGGGGGCGGGGACGGCGUUAGCCGUCGGGUUUGAAAUAAAUUUGUAACUUACAUGGGACAGAAUCUUGUGCGUAGCUCUGAAGAGGCGGUCGCUCAAAGUAUCAACGGGGGGAUUUUUAUAGAAUUGUUUGUAUCUUUGUUGCAGGUUUCAUUCGUUACAAGAUAUUGCAAGAUGAGGAACCCACGCCUGCUCUAUUUGUUGCUCCUCUACGUGGCCGGAGGCUGCCCCAAGCCCACUUUGAGACACGAGCGGGUCCAUCAAGAGCCACAGCUCAGCGAUCAGGUACACGCCGACUCGGAAAACUUCCAGUACGACCAUGAGGCCUUUUUGGGCAAGGAAGAAGCCAAGACGUUCGAGCAGUUGACCCCGGCGGAGAGCGUGGAAAAUCUGCGAAAAAUUGUGGAAAGGAUAGACGCCAACCAGGAUCAGUUUGUAACCACUGAAGAACUGAAGGCAUGGAUUAUACGAGUGCAGAAACGUUAUAUUUAUGAAAAUGUAGCGAAAGUGUGGAGGGACUAUGACCUGAACAAAGACAACAAAAUUUCCUGGGAAGAAUACAAAAAAGCGACGUUUGGCUACUACCUUGACAAUCCUGAAGAGUUUCAAGAUGCAGCAGAUCAGCUGAGUUUCAAGAAGAUGCUUCCUCGAGAUGAGCGGAGAUUUAAAGCUGCAGAUCUAGAUGGAGACAUGGUAGCCACCAGAGAGGAGUUUACAGCCUUUCUUCACCCAGAAGAGUUUGAGCACAUGAAAGAAAUUGUUAUAUAUGAAACUCUUGAAGAUAUUGAUAAGAAUGAAGAUGGCUUUGUUGAUGAGGAUGAGUACAUUGCUGAUAUGUAUGCACGAGAAGAAGGUGUCCCUGAGCCUGAAUGGGUCAAGACUGAGCGGGAGCAGUUUUCCGAUUUCCGUGACUUAAACAAGGAUGGAAAGAUGGACAAAUCUGAAAUCAAACAUUGGAUCCUCCCGGAGGAUUAUGACCAUGCACAGGCUGAAGCCAGACAUCUGGUCUACGAAUCUGACAAAAACAGAGAUAAAAGAUUAUCAAAACAAGAAAUCCUAGACAAUUGGAAUAUGUUUGUUGGCAGCCAGGCCACCAACUAUGGGGAAGAUUUGACUCGAAACCAUAUUGAGUUGUGAUAGCAACGAAGGAAAAUAAAGUUGGCAGUGUGACAACUCUCCUUCCACUUAUAAACACUUAGCAUUAUUCUAUUGAAGAUACAGGAGUGGGCUAAUGGACUGCAAAUACUUACCAUUUGUAAAGUUGCUGAAGCUGUUACUCCAAUCUCGCUCUCUUAAUGUAGUCCAUUCUUUACCUCAUUAACUCACGGGCUACCUAAGUCCAGAUGUUUGUUUACACCAUUGAUGAGUGAGUGCUAAUCCAUGUGUGUUGUACAGAACCUUUAUUUCAAUACAUAGUACAGUUGUAUAGUAUAAAAUACUUGGGAAUGUUGGGUACAUUCAUUUAUUUUUCUGUUCAUUUGGGAUAUAAGAUGCCAGAUCAUUUCUACCCCGUAAUGAAAUCUCUUAUUGUAAGUAAUGAAACACCAGCUAGAUCUUCUGCUAGGACAGCCAAGUGUUAUCUGGUUGUGUUCUGAAUUAAUACUACAUAUGGCGCCAAUAUGAGAGUGUGCAUUACUGAAGAUAACAUAUUCAAUUGAUUUUAACAUUUGCUUCCAAAACUGUGAACUCCACCAUUUAGGAGGAAACAGUCAGCAGGUAUUUGGGAACAUCAGCUGUACAUUGUCCUCCAAAUCACACACCAUUCUGACUUGGAAACACAUUGUAAUUUCCAUCAAGGUCACUGGGUCCUGACCUAAUAGCACUGUGGGUGCAUCUACACCAUACAGCAGUUCAAGUAGGUCGCUCAUCACCGGUUUCUCAAGAGCAGUUAGGGCUGGUUAAUAAAUACUGGUUUUGCCAGCAAUCUCUAAAUCCUGAGAAUGAAGUUAUAAAAAUCCUGCGAUCUGUCUUUUUGAAUGGUAUUAAUUUUCCAUUGCUUUUUUUUUGUUCUAUACUGAUAAACUGUGGAAUAAUUGAGCCACCAUAUUCAUUGACCUAACUUACAUAAUGUCUUUGUGUGCAUUUCCUGGGAAACUAAACUUCUUCAGUUGGUUCAUUCCAAAUGAUGCAAUGGGUCAUUUUGUGUUGGGUAAUCUGAACGGCUUACCAGGGCACUAGAUCUGGCAGGGAGGGACAAUGAAAAAUCAGUAAAAAGAAACUGACUACCUACGGUUUACGGCACCAAAUCAUCUAUUUUCAGUGAUGACAAUCAGAUUUUUUGGGUAGUUGUUAGUUGUUAGACUUAGAUUUGGUCAUUCUUUUCAGGUUAGUUGACAAAUGUUGUGUUGCAUUUAUGUAGCAUCUCCAAGAAGGGAAAAAACAGUAAUACUUGGAAAUGGAUGUACUGGACCUUCUGUUUGAAGUAUGUGUAAUUGAAACUUUAAUAAUUUUUUUUUCUUUGAAGCUUUAAUAAUGUAAUAAUCUAUGUGAUAUAUUGUGACAGAUGGUCAAACAAUUGGUCAAGGAAGUAGGUAUUAAGACAAGUGGGGGGGCUUUAAGAAGGGAAUUCCAAUGUUUUGGACCUGGGCAACAGCAGGUACUGCUGAUAUUGGUGGAUCGAUUUAAACAGAGCUUAGUAAAAGGCCAAAAUUGGAGGAGUGCAGAGAUUGUAGAGGGAUGUGGAGCUUAUGGUGGUUGCAGAGAUAGGAAGAGGAGUUCAUGGACAGAUUUGAACAAAAGAAUGAGAAUUUAAAAAAUGGGGCAUAAUUGGAUUGGGAACCAAUGUAAGCCAUUGACCACAAAGGCAUGAAUGAGAUUUCAGCAGUAAAUGAGCUGAAGGAGGCAUAGAGACAGCUGAUAUUGGGAAGUGGUGGUCAGAAGCUUAUCUUGGAGUCAUUUUGGUUGUGAACCGACAAGUUCAGCCCAGUUGCCAGGGUAAGGAAUGAGCGUGAUAGCUUAGGAACUGAGUUUGUGAUGUGGGGAUGGGGUUGUAGACAAUAUCUUCCAUUUCUUCCAAUAGUUAGUUGAAGAAAAUUUCUGCUUACCCAGUAUUGGAUGUGAACCAAGCAAUCUGACAAAUCAGAGACAGUGUAUGUCAAGAGAGGUGAAAGUAAGGUAAAGCUGACUGUGAUAACUGAACAUACAGAAUGCAUUUCUUUAUGAUGUUAUAUAAUGGCAGAAUGUAGAAAGUGACUCCAAAGAUAGAUCUAUGGGGGAUUACCUGAAGUAGUGAUGCAAGAGUGGGAAAAGAAAGCAGGUGAUUUUCUGCCUAUAACUGGAUAAUUAGAUGCUGUGCUAUGACAUACAAAAGUAUUGCUUCAGAUAGAAAUGGAGCUAAAGGAGUUGAUUAGCACUUUUGCAUCUUCUGAUCUGUUAUGUCUAAUUAUAUCCAAGAUUUCUACAAUUACUGUCAUUUUAUGGGAUUAUAACCAGACUGGGAGCCAAGUGAUAUGGAGUACUUCCAUUUCAAAAUCUUUUUUUCUGUGUACACGUAGAUGGAUUCUUUAAUGAAGAAUUUAAUUUAGUUCAAUUCAAUUGUACAUAACAUAGUUCAAUGUUGUGGUGUUGGCCUGAUACUAAAAUUCCUUGCGGCACUGAAUGGUGUGUGAUAAUGUGUAGGGACCAUUUUGUGUAAAGAAAAAGUAUACUUGCUUCACCUCUGGUACUUCUUGCACUUUCCAAAUCAAAGGUGAAUGCUCCUUGGUUUGGUGAUCACCUUCAUCGGCUAUUUAAAUUCUCCAGAAUAAAUGUUGCCAAUGAUUCUAGUGAAAAGCACCAAAACCAACUGCCUUAUUUUUGAGUUCUUGUGUUAGCUUGCAUUUUUAUAUACUUUUAGGGUAAUAAAACAUCUCAAGGUUCUUCAAAGAGUGUGAUCAACCAAAGUUUGACAUGGUGUUGCAGAAGGAAAUUUAAGGACACGUGACUAAAAGUUUCAUUCAAGAAAGAGGAAAAAAAAAGACGUAGAGAGGUUUGAGUUUGGUAUAUUAGAAUUAAUGCCUAGAUAGUUGAAAUUACAGCCACUUCACCAGAUUAAAAUCAUAAAACCCAAGGGCAUAGAAUUGGAGUAUCAAAAUGUUAGAGGGCUGUAUCACCAGAGGAAGGGAAAAAAACGAGGUUGUU